Messenger RNA from Pteronotus mesoamericanus, 3892 nucleotides. RefSeq names its product RAP2C, member of RAS oncogene family (gene RAP2C). The record is from RefSeq and is a predicted model, not a curated record. NCBI's taxonomy places the organism in Eukaryota, Metazoa, Chordata, Mammalia, Chiroptera, Mormoopidae. The coding region runs from base 673 to 1224 and encodes 183 amino acids. Gene Ontology annotation, molecular function: GTP binding; GDP binding; GTPase activity. Gene Ontology annotation, cellular component: plasma membrane. The transcript is spliced from 4 exons. Gene Ontology annotation, biological process: Rap protein signal transduction; negative regulation of cell migration.
CGCCGCCGCCAGGACAGCACCCGCCCCUCUCCCCUCCGCGAAUAGUAGCGCUGGGGCGGCGGUGAGAGCUAGAAGCCGGCCCGUGACCAUGGCCUUGGCUUGACAGAACCUCCCGGACAGCCGGGAGGGUGAGGACAGCAGGGCCGGACGACGCCCGCGGGAGCCGCGGCCGAGAGACCCGCCCGGGGGCAGAGACGGGCGCGGAGACCAGAGGCCUGGGCCGGCCCAGCAGCAAGAGCAGGAAGCGGGGUCCCGGAGCCCCUUUGUGUGAAGGGCGGAGGAGGAGUGGGGGCAGCCUCUGGCUGGGGGCUCCUCCGUCACCAGCCUGCCCGCUAGGGCCCCCAGAUCUGCGGCCUCUAGCUCUUGCCUCAGAGGGGCGCGUUUCAUCUCCCCACCCUCACUGGCCUUCUCCAAGCUCGCCCUCCUCCCCACGCCCCCUGCCUGGGCUUCAGUUCCUAUAGGAGGGGCAUUACCAUCCCAUCCCCACCCACCCCGACUCUUUGCUCUCUCCCCUCCCCCGCCUUUAACUUCCUCUUCUUCCCCUGUUGGGCCCUCUGGUUCUCUGCACUCUCCUCCCCAGUUCCGCAGAUUUCCGCCCACUUUCUUCCUCGCCAGGCAGCGGCGGGGCUUUAUUUUUCUUCCCUCGUGUUGGCGUUGGUGAAGGUGAGAUUCAUGAGGGAAUACAAGGUAGUGGUGUUAGGGAGCGGAGGGGUUGGCAAAUCUGCCCUGACUGUGCAGUUUGUCACUGGGACUUUCAUUGAGAAAUAUGACCCCACCAUUGAAGAUUUCUACCGCAAAGAGAUCGAAGUGGACUCUUCUCCGUCGGUGCUAGAAAUUCUGGACACCGCAGGAACUGAGCAGUUUGCCUCCAUGAGAGAUCUCUACAUCAAAAACGGCCAAGGUUUCAUCCUGGUUUAUAGUCUCGUUAAUCAACAGUCUUUUCAGGAUAUCAAGCCAAUGAGAGAUCAGAUUGUCAGAGUGAAGAGAUAUGAAAAAGUCCCACUAAUCCUAGUAGGAAAUAAAGUGGAUCUGGAACCAGAAAGAGAGGUUAUGUCUUCAGAAGGCAGAGCACUGGCUCAAGAAUGGGGCUGCCCUUUCAUGGAGACAUCGGCAAAAAGUAAAUCAAUGGUGGAUGAACUUUUUGCUGAGAUCGUCAGGCAAAUGAACUAUUCAUCCCUGCCCGAGAAGCAAGAUCAGUGUUGUACAACUUGUGUUGUCCAGUAAAAAAGAUAACCUCAAUCAUGGCCAUACCGAGCAGAUAAAACUCAGAGGAAAUUUGCACAGAUGCUGCUUUGGAGAACUUUACAACCUGGGUUGCAGAACUGAGCCUUGGUAAACCUGUCUCUAUUACAGCAUGUUGCCAUACAUCUAAUUAAGUGCAUAAGGUCUUUGGCCUUCAAGAUCCAUUGACCUUAAAUAAGAAUGCUUAGCACGUUUACCAUAUGUUUAAAAUCUAUUCUUUAUCAAUCAGUCCUUUUAUAGCUUUCUAAGUUCUUAUUGAUGGCUAAUAUGCAAGAAUUAAUUUUUAAUAUUUUAAUUGAUUUCUUUAAUCAGUUUCUCAAGUUGUAUUUAUUAAAUACUCAAACUCAGUAUUACCUACUCAAUGCCUUUUAAAAGAAAGUUAUAAUGGAGAAAAAAUUGAGCCUUAAACAAAUGGUUACUUCUGUAUAUUACCUCGCACCAGUGCUUCAUUCUAUUUGUAAAAUCUUUCUCCUUUAAAUUGUUGGUUAAUACUUUGAGACUUUGUUUACGUGUGGCAGUGUUGUAAAAAGGAACUAAAAAUCACAUUUUUACCUAUAUGGAUGAAAUAUCCCUUCAAGUGCAGUUUGUGAUGUGUUUUAGUAGUUAACAUGUUAUGCAAGUUUCAAAUGGUAUUUGUAGAGCAGAGGUCCCCAACCUUUUUGGCACCGGGACUGAUUUCGUGGAAGAUGAACCUGGGGUGGAGGUUGGGUUCAGGGUGAUUCAAACUCAUUACAUUCAAGCUCACCUCCUGCUGUGUGGCCGGGUUCCUAAACAGGCCCGGUGCCUAUCUGCUUCCCGGAGGUUGGGGACCCCUGCUGUAGAGCAUUUAGCUAAAGAUUUAAGCAUUUGAUUCCAUUAGGUUUUUCACAGGUGUUAAUCUCAUUUACAGCAUCAAAUUUCAGCAGUAACAUUUUCCUUUCUGUUAAGUUCUAAAUUUAGUUAUGACCUACUUAGCAAUGCCUUUGAAAAGGGAUAUUGUAUCCAUGGUAAAUUAAUUGUAUACCUAAACAGAGAUAGCUCAGCUUUGCCUGUCAGGCUUGUAUUGACAUCUAAUGGACUUCUGCACAUGUAAAAUUGAAUUCAAGUAAAGUCAUAUACACUUUCUAGUUCUUAAUAUUCGUCUUUCCAAAUAAUAGUUUAAAGCAAUAUUUGUUAACAUUUUCUUGCACUAUCACAAUUGCUUUGUAGUUUAUUUUAAAGAAGCAUGUUCGUAGUAGAGACAAAAAAGAAAUCUGUGUAACAGGAGGGACAAUAGCGCCAAGUCUCUGGGCUUUUUUUUUUCCCCCCCAAAUGUGCUUCUAAUAGCCAUUGCCUUCCAUGUUGUUUACCUAAUAGCACAUUUUGUCUGAAUACUUGAACAUUUUAUCAGUAACACAGGUAUAGAAACAGAAAGGAAACUUAUAAAGAGUAAUCUUUAGGUUUGUUUUUCACAUCAUGACAAGCUCUUUUUCUAGCAAUGAUUUUAAAAUUUUGUAAGUUUGACAGUAUUUUGUUGUUGGGUUUUUAUUUGAUUUAAUUGUGUGCAUUUAAUUUUGCAGAAGUUGGUAACUGCAGCUCACCUACUGCACCAAAGUUCCCAAUUUUAGGAGCCCAGCUUUAGUCAUUUGAACAUGCUUCUAAAUAAAACAAACAAACAAACAAAAAACCAAAAUUAUACUUUUGAUCUAUAAUAAUAGCUCAAUAACUUUGUCAAGGAAUGCUCUAAUAUAUGCAGUGAUGGUUUAUGGAAGGGUGUGGCAAUUUUAAAUUUAUAUUGUGUGUGAUGUUCAAAUAAACUGAUAUCUACAUUCAUGUGAUUUAUUGGUCAGCAUGACCAUUAAUUAUUGCAUAGAAUUUGAUUAAACUUUGAUUUCCUUUUUUAAAAUCGUGUUGCAUUUGAUUCCUGAUCAAAUUCCCUCAAAGUUAAUGCUUGAUCUUGAAUUUUGGAUUUUAUGGUAAGAUUGUAAGGAUGGAGGCAAUUGAAACAUUAUUUCUUAUUUAUUAACUGCUUAAAAUGAAUACUUAAGUUUGCACUUUAAUACCAAACUUAAAACCAAACACUCAGUUCAAAGUAGUUUAAGUAAUUGUGGUUCGUUUUUAUUAGCUUUGUGAAAUUCUAAAGGAAUCAAAUAAUUCAUGAUGACUUCAAUUUUCUGCACAUGGAUUUUUUUUUAAUACAGUGUUUCUUUCCUAUGAGUAGUUCUCAUUCUCAUUCCCCCCUCCCCCAUCUCUUUCUCGUUGUCCCUCCUUCCCUAUCUUUCUCUGUCAUUAACCUCAGCAGCAAAUUUAACUUGAAUUAACUUAGGAUCUUAGGAAUCAGGGGAAAGUGAUUUAAAGGUGGUUUUUCCAGCACAUUUUAAGAAAAGGGACCAAAAGUUAUUUUAGCUUCCUCAAUAGAUUGCAUGUCAGGUUGCUUAUUAGGAAAAUAAAUUAAUAUUAAAUGCAAUAUAUGUGUUGUCUUUACUAUGGCAUCUGUUUAGGAGUUGUUCAAAUCACUGCAGUAGGGCUCUGCAAAUAAAAUCAUGUAGCCUAUUAUCAUGGAUCUAAUGUACUGUAACUUUAUCAAUGAGAGGUAAAAAUCUCAAAUAACAAGUACAAACAUUGAACAAUGACCUAUAAAGAUUUGUAAAAGUAAAUUUUUCCAAUAGAUUUCAUUCUUGUCAUUUUGUAA